AUGGAUUACAACUUGCUGUCUACUCCACCGAAGUGUCUAGCCGACUUUAAUCUGGUUCCCAUUGGGACUGGUGAGGCUUCAAUUGCCGAAGAACUUGCAGAAGUAGAGCGACUUCUCAAACACACCGGGGUAAAGCAUACAAUGCAGACAACGGGAACAGUACUUGAGGGUACUUGGGAUGAAGUCGUGAAUGCGAUCGGCAAGGCCCAUGCUGCUGUCCAUCAACGCGGCGUGGCAAAAGUCCAGUCGGAAAUCAGGAUAGGAACCAAGAACCGAUAA
Messenger RNA from Metarhizium robertsii ARSEF 23, 279 nucleotides. RefSeq names its product cell wall biogenesis protein. The record is from RefSeq and is a predicted model, not a curated record. The coding region runs from base 1 to 279 and encodes 92 amino acids. The transcript is spliced from 4 exons. NCBI's taxonomy places the organism in Eukaryota, Fungi, Ascomycota, Sordariomycetes, Hypocreales, Clavicipitaceae. Gene Ontology annotation, cellular component: cytosol.